AUGUCACUUUUUGCUUCGUUUUCGCAAUAUGCCCUAGGCGGCACCGGUGAUGUCUGCGGAUCCGGUAUCGGCUUAUUUGCUGGGAGUGCGUGCCCUCAACUCAACAAAUUGGACUCUCAGCUUUGGAGUGAGCCCAAGUACUGGAGCCCUUGGACCCAUCGCCCGUACUGCCAAGGAAGCUGGUGCGUGCAUACGAACGCCUUGGUGCCAUGUGGUCAAGGGAUCAGCAUCAUCACGCAUCGGUCAGGAGAGCAAGAAGCUGCCGCAGCCCUGGCAGCCCUGAGCCAUGACGGAGACGAGUCUGACUGCGCAAUGCAAGCAGCAGGCUUAGGUGUGACUUCUAAUGGAGAUAUUCGCCGUGAAAAAGUUCGCAUGUACGAGGUCAGAGACUCCAAGGGCAAGGGCAAGGGUGUUUUUGCGACAAGAAAGAUUCCACGAGGGUCAAUGAUCAUGGUGGACCAUCCCAUAAUGCUCAAGUUGGAGCCCGGGAUAAACGAAUAUGUCCUCUCCGAUAACCAGCGAAGCCGUCUAUUCGACCAAGCGGCAAUACAAUUAUCUGAUCCGAGCCAGGUGCUGGGCCUGGCUCAGCAUCAAGGAUUCGCGGGCUCGCAGGCGGAGAAUGCUGCCAACUAUAACAGUUUCCAGAUACCCUUCGGUAACGAGACUUACAGCGCAGUAUUUCCACGAGUAUCGCUGCCGAACCAAAUGGUCACCAAAGACCUUGUCACAGACAAUCUGGGCGGUGAAAGAUAUCUUGCCCGGGGAAGAGCUGUCGAUAAGCUAGCCAAAUUCGACGACCUGGCGCAAGAGUACCACCGACUCAAUCACCAUGACGCUGAAGGGUCGCGAGAGGCGCUGCGGAUACUCGAACAGGCGAUGAAGAUCAACGUGGUGGAGCCGAUGCUGACGAGUGAGACCCCGCUGUUGCUCCAAGCUGCGUGGACAGCAUACUAUGGUGGGCAUGUUGCAACCGCUAAGGAAUACGUGGAGAAGAUCGAGGAGGAUAUGAGAGCCCGGGGAUUCAAGGAUGAAGGAGACGAGGGGUCACUUGAGAAAAUCAAAGGUCUGUUGAGGUGA
Molecule: messenger RNA, 1077 nt
Organism: Diaporthe batatas
Lineage: Eukaryota; Fungi; Ascomycota; Sordariomycetes; Diaporthales; Diaporthaceae
Exons: 3
Coding region: 1-1077 (358 amino acids)
Source: RefSeq, a predicted model, not a curated record